AUGACGAACAUUGAUGAUCUCGAGCUCGAGGCCGCUGGCUAUGAGGCCGCUAUGCCUCGCCGGUUCUCUAAAUGGUCUCUAGGAGCCUUGUCUUUUACCCUGACAUGCACGUGGCUAGGCACUGGUUCGGCGAUUGGUAUCGGUUUGACAGAGGCUUCGUCAGGCGGUACUAUCUGGGCUCUCCCAAUUGCUGGGGUCAUGACAACGAUAGUUUCAAUUGGAAUGGCCGAGCUAGCCUCUGCAUACCCAGUUGCAGGUGCCCAGUACUACUGGUCUUUUAUGGUUGCACGAGAAGACUAUAGACCCUUCGCUUCAUUUGUAAACGGCUGGAUGAGUGUCAUCGGUUGGUGGCUCUCUUCUGGAUCUGUCGCCAAUUUCGUCGCCUCCAUGGUUCUCGAUAUUACCGUCGCCUGGUAUCCGGACUAUGACCCAAAGCAAUGGCACGCGUAUCUGAUUUAUGUCUGUCUGAUCUGGUUGGCGGCGGCGAUCAAUAUCCUGAUGGCAAACUGGAUUCCUCUUUAUAACAAGCUGAUGUUUGUCUUGGCCGUGCUGACACUGACCUCCACGACGAUUGUGUUGUUCGUCGUCACGAAGGACCACGCCUCUGGCUCUGCAAUCUUUACCGAUACCACGAACCGGACGGGCUGGUCUUCCGAUGGAUUUGCCUUCAUGCUCGCCGUGGCAAACUCGGUUUUCGCCUAUCUGGGUAGCGAUUGUGGUGCUCACAUGUGCGAGGAGAUUCCUAACCCGUCUAAGAAUGUGCCCAAGGUCAUGAUCUACCCGCUCCUAGCAGGCUUUGUUACAACUUUACCCUUCGCUGCGGCUCUGCUAUACGCAACCCCUGAUAUUGAUGCAGUACUCCACACUGUGACCGGCCUUCCCCUGUUUGACAUCUACUACAACGGAACGGGCUCUCGAGUGGCAGCUUCGAUUCUCAUGGCUUUCUUCGCCUUUCUUUUCUUUAGUAACUUGGUGGCCAAUGCUACUACGGCAUCACGCACAAUAUGGGCCGUUUCCCGUGAUGGAGCGCUGCCUUACUCUGGGUAUUGGCAACGUGUACAUCCUGGUAUGCAAGUUCCCAUCCAUGCUCUUCUAUUAUCUGCGGUAUUCGUUUCGCUAUAUGGACUCAUCUUCCUUGGAUCCUCCACUGCUUUCUCGGCUAUGGUCAACGCAGCCGUCGUGUUUCUUCAAACGUCCUGCGUCCUUCCUCAGGCUGUUUUGCUAUGGCGCGGCCGCGAUCGGGUCCUUCCAGCACGCUAUUUUGAUCUCGGCCGGUACGGGUCUACUAUCAAUGCGAUUUCAGUCUUGUGGGUGGUGUUCCUCGAUAUCAUCUACUGUUUCCCCACUGAGAUGCCUGUGACCCCCGAGAAUAUGAGUUAUGUGUCAGUCGUUUGUACUGGACUUGUUUGCUUUGUGAUUGUGCUAUGGCAUGCCACCAAGAAGGGGAUUUUCAAAGGACCAAGGGUCGACUUCGGUAUGCUCAACGCUAGGAGAGAAGAAGCUAUUGAAGGUAUCUUGGUAGACAAUGAUGGCGUGAAAGAAAAAGAUAUCGGGGCAUAUAAGGGCGAAGUGAAGCUAGAAAGGGAUUAA
Molecule: messenger RNA, 1590 nt
Organism: Penicillium roqueforti
Lineage: Eukaryota; Fungi; Ascomycota; Eurotiomycetes; Eurotiales; Aspergillaceae
Exons: 4
Coding region: 1-1590 (529 amino acids)
Biological process (GO): transmembrane transport
Cellular component (GO): membrane
Molecular function (GO): transmembrane transporter activity
Source: RefSeq, a predicted model, not a curated record